AUGGAGGAUGAUAACAGGUACAAAUAUAUUGAUAUGGGUGUCAACAGUCUGUCUUUAAUAGUCAUGAUUAUUUCUUACGCAGUAAUUAUUUAUAAAGUGCGAAAAAGUAGCCAAGCAAUAGCCAAGCAUCAAUUAAUGAUAAAAGAUACUCGAUCAGAAAAUGGUAACGACUCAUACUUGAAAUCGAGCAGUUUUAGGACAACACGUGGACAAAUCAGUAAAAAAGAGAUGAGACUUUUCAUACAAUUACGGCAUGAAGUAGGUCGUUUGUUAUGCAGUUCAAAUGCGAAAACAAUUCCACCAACACAUCGUCGAUAUAUGUUAACGUCCAAUAAAUUGCUCAAAUACACAGCUAAAAACCAAUCGACAGGAAACAGUGAUAGUAGCAGUCAACAUGAUGGGCACUACGAAGCCUCAACAACACAGACUGGACAUGACUUGCCAGCAACCAAAACAUCCGACGCUGCUGAUACAAAUAAAGUUAUGGUAAAUUCAGCGAUAGCGUCAAUGACCAUGACAAUGGCGAGUAAUGCUGCCACAGUAGAUAAUGACAUAACUAGUAUAGUGAUAACAAUUGCAUAG
Acanthocheilonema viteae is the source of this 582-nucleotide messenger RNA. NCBI's taxonomy places the organism in Eukaryota, Metazoa, Nematoda, Chromadorea, Rhabditida, Onchocercidae. The record is from the annotation of a GenBank genome assembly.